This is a messenger RNA of Haliotis rubra (blacklip abalone), 572 nucleotides long. RefSeq lists its product as uncharacterized. The record is from RefSeq and is a predicted model, not a curated record. The transcript has 6 exons. The coding region runs from base 228 to 572 and encodes 114 amino acids. NCBI's taxonomy places the organism in Eukaryota, Metazoa, Mollusca, Gastropoda, Lepetellida, Haliotidae.
ACUACUUCCUACUUCCAUAUUCACCUGGUUCAUUCCCUUUUCCUCCAGUUCCCACAUGCCACAAAAAGUCAACUAGUGAAAGACAAGAUAUAAAGAUUGUUGUCAUAACACACUGUAUACUAGUAAAUAUAACCAAGGCCAAUUCAGUUCCUUGAUUUAAACGCAUGGUGUUUUGGAUGGAUCUUGUCCAGAUUUGAAAUACAAUGUUCUUCCAAUAUGUUUAGAAGAUGAAGAAGGUGAGGAAGACGAAGACGAUGAGGAAGACGAAGAAGAUGAGGAGGACGAAGAUGAUGAAGAAGAUGAAGAUGAAGAACGCAGAAAACGUGAGGAAGACGAAGAUGAAGAAAAUGAAGACGAAGAUGAAGGUGAAGAAAGCAGAAAACGUGAGGAAGACGAAGAUGAAGAAAAUGAAGACGAAGAUGAAGAAGAUGAGGAAGACGAAGACGAUGAGGAAGACGAAGAAGAUGAGGAGGACGAAGAAGAUGAGGAGGAAGAAGAUCAAGACGAAGAGCGCAGAAGACGUUAAGAAUAAGGAGAUGGCGAAGAAUGAAUGUAAAUCAGAAGCUUUGUAA